Hirundo rustica (Barn swallow) is the source of this 8099-nucleotide messenger RNA. It is a transcript of the gene PDGFA, whose product is annotated as platelet derived growth factor subunit A. The transcript has 7 exons. Bases 420 to 1133 code for a protein of 237 amino acids. The record is from RefSeq and is a predicted model, not a curated record. Gene Ontology annotation, biological process: positive regulation of cell migration; positive regulation of protein autophosphorylation; positive regulation of ERK1 and ERK2 cascade. Gene Ontology annotation, molecular function: platelet-derived growth factor receptor binding; growth factor activity. NCBI's taxonomy places the organism in Eukaryota, Metazoa, Chordata, Aves, Passeriformes, Hirundinidae. Gene Ontology annotation, cellular component: membrane.
GCGGGGGGAGGCGGCCCCAGCGCCGCCCGCGCGAGGGGGGCAGCCGCCCCAGACAGGUGAUGGGCGUUUCGGCUGCGCUCCGGAUCGACUCCUUGGGUUUCACUUUGGUCUGAUCUAAGCAAAUAUGCAGAAGUACCGGCUGGUCUAGUCCUAAGAGCCAAGAGGAGCGAGCGAGAGCGGCAGAAGGGAGAGCAGCCACGCUCCCGUAGCGAGGGGAACGUACAAACAGCGGCCGCGCCGUCAUUAAGCCACCGCCGCCCCGGGCAGCCCCGACCCACCCUGGAUGCGGAGGACCCCCGAGCCACCCCGCUGCCUUUCCCCUGAGGGAUGGUACUGAAUUCCUGCGCGGCAGGAGCCGGCCUGCAGCCCCUCUCCAUCAGCGUUGCCUUCCCUCCGUGUCUAAAGUGCACUAGACCGCGAUGAGGACCUGGGCUUGCGUUUUGCUGAUAGGUUUUGGCUACCUGUCCUUUACCUUCUCCGAGGAGGCCGAGAUCCCGCAGGAGCUCAUCGAGCGGCUGGCGCACAGCGAGAUCCACAGCAUCCGCGACUUGCAGCGCCUCCUGGAGAUUGACUCCGUAGGAUAUGAUGAUGUUUCAGAAACAAACUUGAGAUCUUACAGUGUUCAUUCUGCUAAACAUGUACAAGAGAACCGUCCUGUGCCCAUUCGCAGAAAAAGAAGCAUUGAGGAGGCCAUCCCGGCGGUGUGCAAGACACGGACGGUGAUCUACGAGAUACCUCGGAGCCAGAUCGACCCCACCUCGGCCAACUUCCUGAUAUGGCCGCCCUGCGUGGAGGUGAAGCGCUGCACCGGCUGCUGCAACACCAGCAGCGUCAAGUGCCAGCCCUCCCGGAUACACCACAGGAGUGUCAAGGUGGCAAAAGUGGAGUAUGUUAGAAAAAAGCCAAAAUUAAAAGAAGUUCUGGUGAGAUUAGAAGAGCAUAUGGAAUGCACCUGUACAUCAUCAAAUACUAAUUCAGAUUAUAGAGAAGAAGAAACUGGCGAGACCGAGGCAUGGAGAAAAGCCUGUGCAAGGUCAUACAGCAAGGCUGUGGCAGAACCAGGGAGAGGACUCAGAUCUGAGUGCUCAUCCAGUGCCCCAAAUCACACGACCAUCUUCCCUUUCCAAGAAUGAAUCCUUGCACCCUUAGAGCUAAAUACUGAAAAGAUUGAGGGGUUCCUUCUUCCCAUAGAGAGGAAUCGAAUCUGUAUGUCUGACUUUCUAGAAGGCCAUCAAAUCUGACUUGGUUUGAGUUUUGAGCAACUCAAGAACUUCUGUUUGGACUGACACUCAUGCAUGCGGGAUGUCUCCUGAGUUCUUAGAUAAAACACACAAAGAAAGGCUCACUUGAGUGCCUCAACAGAAAAGAAGUUCACAUGUGAAGGCUGGAGUAGUCCCUCAACCCAGGAAAUAAGGAGCCAAGUUUGUAACAAGUGUUACACACUCAUCUUAAGAUCAGACCUGGUGUUUUGGCCCCUAUGUGCUAUCUUUGAUCUUGCACAAUGAAGGCAACUGGGCUUACUGUCCAGCUUUGAAAUUCAGAGUAUUUGUUAAAUCAGGUGUGCAAAAAAGCAGAAGUGCACAGAGAUGCAGUUGAGCCCAUAGUGCUUGAAAUCCCCAUGGAUUUUGAAAACAUCUUCAUUCUUGAAAGCAAUCACAAAUAAGUAGGAGAAAAACAUUUUAAACACUUCUGAAAAUCCCACCCUGGUUUCUUUGGCAUAUGUAAAAAGGAUCCAGAAGAGAUACUACUUAUAAAGAUCACUCAGUGAGAAAGUAUAUGUUCAUAGAGAAUGCUCAUGCUUAAAUCUUUCAGCAGUUAACUAUCAUCUUUGCAGACCAUAAUUCUGGAAUACUUCACUUAUCAAUGCAUCAGGGCUUGGAUGAACUUUGAGACGCAUGAAAACAAGACACUCCUUAGGCCUGUGGUAGCUCUGUUUUCUGGUAACUGAUCAACCAAUUACAUAAUUGGUCAGGUCUCUACCUUGCAUGAACAGAUACAACUGCAUUGACUUCUUUGGAGGUGACAGUUACCUGAGAACUGACCCGAAACUCUUGCCAUGAAGCAGAUAAUGGUUUCAUAUUUUGCUGUUCAGUGUUGUUGUAAAAAUAGGCUCAUUUCCUGGAGCACUUAGAACAAGAAAAUAGGGAAAAGCAAUUUCCCACAGAGACUCAUCCGCGCUGGAAUUCACCGAGGACCCCGGAUGUGAACAUGUGCUGAUAGAAAACAUAAAACAGCAACUUUGUUUAGGGAAGCCUCUGACCUGACAAAAAUGCAGAGCAUUUCUUACCAGACUUUUCCUUGGCAAUUAGUGGGUAGAAUUACUCAUAGAAAUUGUUUUGUAUGCUCACAAGGGGAGAAGUAAGGCAUAAAUUCAAGAUAGCCCCUCUCUGACCACAAGAAAGACUCUGUUCACAGAGGGCCUAUGGGUGAAAUGCUGGGUGGCCUCAGCUCCCUUUGGGGAUGAGCUCAAACUUUUAGAGCCCAGUGAAGUAUGAAGAUGACUUACUGGACAUCCCUAGCUGGAAUUUUUUCAGCAGUCUAAGGGAUUUGAACAUCCACUUUUAAUUCAUUUUUACGUGACUUUCAACAAACUUCAACAAACUUGGCUUCAGAAGGUCUCUGCCUUUGUUCUGAAGAGAGACUAAUUUUGACCCAAGGAUGUCGCUGUGACUUCUGCCUUCCAUCUCUAGCCAGCAGCACUAAAACCUUGGCUUUUAGACAUUUCAGAUGGGAAGUUCCCUUCACUCCAGCCAUGCUUCACCUUCCCUUAGCACUUUGGCUUUUCACGCUUUUUCUGUAUAAAGGUGAUGCUGGUUUAAUCUGAAGACCAGGGAAGUUUCAAGAGGCCAGAUUUCACCUCUGGGGCCUGCUCAGCUGCUUUUGGAGUCUGCGUGGAGCCAGAGGAGGAGGGAGGGAUGCUCCAGCACUUCCAGUGUGGGUGAGGGCUGAGGGCUCUGUGCUUACACACUUGGAAGUGAGGACGUUUCUCGGCCCAAACUCACCCACUGGAAAGUAUUCUGCUCAGAGGUCUUCUUGGAGCCAGGAAACUUCUCAAAAACCUGCCCGAGAUCUGAAUUCCCCUUGACUCCAGGGGGUUUCCACAGCAAAUAUGACAGAAGCAAUUUAUCCCAGAUAGAGUGGUUUCUUCAACAGGCCGCAUGGGAGCCAGGCAGGUUAAUUCUCUGCUUGUGUACAGCCCCAAAUACUGCUUUUACAUCAAAGUUUAACAGUUCUGGGAUAUGUUUCUUCUAGAGGUGCUUCAGAAGAGCUUGCCUAACAGCUUUCAUCCAUUUGUUGUGAAGAGCCUGCUGGCCCAUCCGGGAUGUUUGGGCUGCCUACGUAGCUAACGGGUUUUGGGACCUUGCAGCUGGGGUUAGGGAGUGCAAAUGUUUCCCUUUAGCUCCCUACACACCCUAAGUUGUGAUUCAUCAAGGGAGACAGUGUAAAGCUGAACUUGAGGUGUGUGAGAUGUUUCUUUGAAGUUACGUGUGCUUAAAGGCGUGAUCUGAGUUGACUCGCUGAGCUGAGGCCCUGAAGAGCCAGUGGAUGCUAACACAGUGCAAUUUAGUUUUCUCCUCUUAAGCAUUGUCCAGAGGGAUGGGAGUUUCAGAAGGGUCUGAAACCUUUCAAUGAACCAUUCCUUAGGGAUGAGGGAAAGCUUUACUAUUCAGUGGUUUUCUACCAGCAAGCUCAGCUACACUGGAGAACCCAGAGCUAAGCUUGCCCUCUCUGGGUCUUCCCCUUCCUUAGUUUCUCCAGCAUGUUUCUUUCAAAAGGCAAGUGGGGAAAAAGAAAAGAAUCUUAAAAUGGUACCUUAAAAAGGUGGGAAAUGAAGCAGAUCAUAUCAUCUUGAUUCCUUUAUCUCACUUAAUUAAGGAGAGGUUUGCCAAUAGUGAUCUGGUAUUUCCUAAAACAAGCAUAUAUGAAGAACACUUUGAGGAACUUCAAAAGAAUUUUCAGGCUAGAUCAGGAAAAGAUAAAAACAGAAGUGGAAACUUCUAAUACACUUUAUAUUUCAGUACUUACAGGAAGUACAUUGUUGCAUAGAAUACUAAUGAAUUCUGCAUGAGGAGGUUUCCAAAAGAAAAAUGGAAUGGCACCUUCUCUGUCUUAGAGAAAAAGUCUGAGGGCUUUUGCAAUUAUGACAGAUAUACAGUGGAAAUGUAUGGUCAUAUCACCUGGAGAGAGUCUAUCUCUAGCAAAAGCCCAUUUGGAGUUUCAAGUGUGUACACUAUUGAACUUCUGUAGCAACUUCCUGGUCUAGCUGUGAAAAGUGAUAAAGGAAAUGGUAAAAGCCUAUCUUGCUUUCAGUUGGCCUGUUCUACACCCCAGAGGGCAGAAAUGCUGCCCUGUGUGUAGUUGGCUGCAGGAAGCAUGGCAGGAACACACUGGAGUGGCUAAGGAUGAACACAUAAAAUUGAUGCUGAUGUUCCCAACCAGGUAGUGAGGCCAGCAAAGUGAAAACAGCAACAUGGAUACCCCGAUACACCACUGACACUUGUCUGGAAAAAUUAUUAUUUGACAGAGUCUUAAUUAACUCAAGUGAAUAAGUAAUUCUAAAAUCCUGAUUUUGGAAUCCCAGAGAGUUAAUGCUCUCAGAAACUAUGUGAUACAGGAUUGGUUCACAUUGUAAAGCGCACAGAAAUCCCAGGUAACAGUUUUGUACUGUUUGAAGAAUUCUCUGGUGUCAGCACAGCCCUCUGUGGUGCCUUGAGAGUAGAGGGUUUGUGCCCCAGGCUUGGCUCAAGGGUUCAAGCCUGGGUAUGAACAUAUUUUAGUCAUCAAGGCAUUUUCAUCAGGACUAUAGCGCACAUUUUUUUCUAGUGUACAGGCAAGAUAUUUAAAUGUGGUUUAGUUGCUCUUUGUAUCCUCAGGGCCCCAGAUCCUUCUAAGCCUGUGGUCACUGGAAGGCUGUCUGACUGUAAAUCCAGAGGCCUUUGCCCUUGUUAAAGUUUCUACUCUUGCUAGGAAGUGAGAUUUGGACGCCUGAGUUACAAAGAUGCUUUUGCAAUUGUUAUAUCUGUCUUUCUGCUUCGUUAUAAGUCAACCUGCUUGGCCUGAACUGAAUGUUUAAAUAAUAAACAGCUAAAAGACAGUCUGAUGGCUUCUUUCUGAGUGUUUCCCUUAGGGAGCCCUUGGGAUCACAUGGCAUCUGCCCUGACCUUAAGGACCUGCUUUCUGGAGGCUUUUUUACAAUGCUAACAAACUUCACAUUUUAACUAGCUGUUAAAUAAGCCAGUCAGUGGUAACUAUUCAGGACAGGGAUUAGGAGAGUAUUCUUGCUGGCAUACAAGAUGGCUCUGUCCAUGUGCUGGCCAGGGAUGAAGGGCUGGAAAACUGUGUGGUGGAAGAGACUAUUAAUGUGAUUUUCCACAACUUUCUUUGCAGCUGCAAUUUUGAGAGGAGAGAGAGAGAUGGCUAGGCUUGCAGUAACAUGUUGUGCCGUCAUAAAUGCUACAGCCACCAUCUGUUUCCAGCCCACGACUUGAAAGAAAACUGAGCAGUAAUCUCAUAAUUCACAUGAGCGUUUUACACUUGUGAACCCUUCCCAACCUUUGUCUAAUAAUGAGGGGAGUGCAUGGUGCUAAGUUUUGUAUUUUUCCUGUGCGUAUCAGUGUUUAUUUGUAUGUCUUUUCCUGUUUAGUUGUUUUGUGGGGGGUUUUUUUCCACCAAAAAAAAAAAAAAAUCAUCACUGGGAGGAAAAUCAGAUCAGUUCCAAGGUCAAAAGAAAUAUAAUAAAGGCAAAAUCCCAAUUCCAUUGAUCCUGCUGGCAAAAUUCUCCAGGAGGAGGUGCCUUUAACAUUCCUCAGUGUAUCUGUCUUAGUUACUUGUUGAUUAAAUGAAAGAGACAUUAGAAAGUGAAGAGGCAGGUUGCUGAACCGCCCUUUCUCUGCAGAAACAGAGCUGCUACACGAGCUGGACAUGCGCAUUUUAAACCAUCAGAGAGGAUGGUAAUGGUAGGUUGGAUUUUAAUGAAAACAGAUUCUUCUGCUAAUCUUCGCUUGGGGCUGGCCCUCAGCAGGAUUAAGGAUCCCACCUGCUGUGCCAAAGACAUGCUCAGGUUUGGGGCUGCUGGUGGGUGGGAAGAACACAAACAUCUGAGAGUGACUCUGGUGAGCGAUCCCAGUCUGUCCUGGUGCAGUGCCCUCAGGGAAGCCAAGGAGUUGAGAUCAUUUAGUUGAUGGAAAUACUGCUCCCCUCCAGCCUGCAAAGCACGGCUGAGCAUCAUUAAGGAUUUCUUUCUGGCUGCUCUUCGAAACCAAGGGCUGCUAUGUCUCCAGGCCUCCUCUCACCUUUGGACCCAAUUUGCACACAGCCUCCUACCACAGCUGAAUGAACUCCUGCUCUCCUCUGGCCUUAGGAACAAUGGCUUUCAUCAUCCCCACCAGACUGCAGAGCAGUUUAAGGAUGAAAGGGCUUCUCAUUUCAUAUAACCCACUGCUGCUAGAGCUAUAAAUCAUCGAUGGACUGAAUUUAUAGCCAACUGCUACUGCAAGCAAGUGAAAUUUAUUUUGUGUUGUCAUAUGUAUGGUCAAACUGUCCAAGAAGUUGCCAAACUAAGAACUGAGCUGCUGCUGAGCAACCAUUCAAUCUAUACUCAUUUUAUUUAAAAAUAAUAAAUAACUGUCAAUCAGAGGAACUUAUUUUGACAUGUGCUACCUGCUGGGUCAUCCGCAGUAUCUCCAGGAUGUGUCUCUAAGCGGAAGAUAGCUGCUAGCUGUUGCCAGGUCCAGUAGAUACAACAUGAAAUUCCACCAAAGAAAGGUUUGUGGGCUCACUAGGGUUGGGGACAUGUUGUGGGUCACCUCCUUUUUUGGCAUUACUUGCUCUUCUGAGAGUGUUUGGUUACGUAGCCCAGGGGUGGCAGUGACUCCUGUUUGAAUCAGUGACAAAUCUAAAUUGACCUGUACAGAGCAGGGGCCCUUCUCCUGUCUCACAGUUUGCUGACAGGUGGAUUGUUGGUGGGUCUCUGGGGGUCUGGGAAGCUGGCCUGUGCCUAUUUUGGUGCCUUGUGAUGGCGAUGAGCUAAAAAUGAGAGUAAAAACUCUUUGAGCUGCUGGGGUCUGAAUCACAUAUUUCUGUACGAUUUACUUAGAGAGCCAACAAGCCUGACAGGUUAUUUUUGUAUUUUGCCCAGGCUCAUUAAUUAGCUGGGGGUGUUGGGAGCUGUCAUAUUGAGCAGCCUUUCCCUGCUCACUCCUGUUGUCCUGCUCGAUUCAAUCUUUGCAGCCUCCCACCCCCUUGUCUGCAGUUUAUGGCCACAUCUGGAGUGUCUCCCUGCACAUGGGCUGGUAUGGGCCCUGCUGGCACACACGUCAUGGCUUUUGGGGUCUGUGGAGUUACAGUCAUCCCUCCCAACACUUGUUUUUCCAUGAGAGGGAAAGAGAGAAGGGGUACGGGAAGGGCAGUGGCAGGGAAGACCUCUGACACCAAAUUCCCAGGAACAGGAUUUGCACAUUUUAUGACCGUUCAGAUGGAAAUGCAAUGGAGCUGAAUUAUUCCCCUUAAUCCUGCUUUCUCACUUUGCUCCCAGCAGCCUCUUCCCCUGCAGUUUAGGUAAUACAGAAGCUUAUAAACAAAUCCCACCGCUUGAAAAAAUAGCAAAGGGGGGACAAAAAAGGGACCUGGGUUAGGUCUGUGAUGGAUAGACAGGUGGAAGGCAGGCACCAGAAGGGAGGAUGAAUGGUAAAAGCCUUUGAUGGAAACACUAAAGAGCUAUUGAAAAUCCAAGGGGUGGGGGGAGGGAGGAGAAAGAAUAGCAGGAGGAGGGAAAGCAAGGGAGUCGUGCCCCCGUCCCCCCGCCCUCUUUCUCAGGAUGUUGAAAGUAUUUGUCCUUCGUUACAAAAUGAUUGAACUGCCGCCAGGCCAGGCCACCCUUCCAGCCAUUGCACUGGGAAACUGGCGCUUCUGAAAGCCUCGUCGCCUCUCAAAUUUUAUAGCUUUCCCUUUUUGUGGGAGUUUUUGUGUUGUGCUAUUUGCAGGAUUGUUUUCAGAUUUGCUGCGUAUCAAAGAAACUAUGUUUUGUUUUUCUUGCUCUGACAAACACAGAAUCCAGGUAAUGAAAAAUUAAAAAAUAAAGGCACAUUUUUAUCAGAAAA